Letharia columbiana is the source of this 420-nucleotide messenger RNA. RefSeq lists its product as uncharacterized. Bases 1 to 420 code for a protein of 139 amino acids. Lineage: Eukaryota; Fungi; Ascomycota; Lecanoromycetes; Lecanorales; Parmeliaceae. The record is from RefSeq and is a predicted model, not a curated record. The transcript has 2 exons.
AUGCGAACAGAGAAACGUGCCGUUGUCCAUCACCAGACACAAACCCAACGUUUCAGCAUUGAGCCAAUCUCUUGGUAUGAAGAAGUGUCUUUCCAAGUACAGACCCAUGAGUCGUUGUCAAGAUACACCAUCCUUUGCCCAGGGAGGAUCCCCAGCGGCUUCCGGAUGCAUGAAAAAGUGCUUGGGGGAAUAUCAAUGGUCGAGACCGUUUCUUCGUCCCUCGGGCGUCCUGGGAUCAGGGGUCGAUUUUUGAUGAAUACGAAGUUCGACUGCGUGAGGAAGGCCAGGGAAGCCCGAGUCGUGUAUGAACGCGAAAUGCUGAAAAUUCCAGACUUGGAUAAUACCAGUGAUGUCGCUGGUGAUGAAGAGCGCUACGUCGGGGGAAAACUCGAAUUCGGAAGCUCGGGCUCGCACUUCUAG